AGUGCUGCGCUUCCUGCUGGUGCGCAGCGCUCAGGGGUCCGGUGCUGGGGGGAACCUUAACGUCCCCGGAACGAAAGAGCGCGGGCGGCGGUUCCGCGGGGCACCGGAGACCGGGGACGGACCGCGGCAAGAUGGCGGCCCCCGCGCGGUGGAGCCACGUGUGGGUGGGGGCCGAGACCGGAGCGCUUAAAGGCGUGAACCUUCAGAAGAAGCAGGCCACCAACUACACCGGCGGCGGGGCGCUGAGCCGCGGGGAGGGCGUCUGCGCCCUUUGCUGGGGGGACCCCGCCGAGACCGAGGUCCUGGUGGGGUGCCUGGACCGCUCGGUGAAGCUGUUCAGCACUGAGAAGGGGAAGUUCACCGAGACCCGGCUGUGCCCUGGCGGGGACGGCGCUUUCUGUGGCCUCGCGGCUCAUGGCAGCGCCCUGAUCACUUGCGUCGAGUCGGGGCUCCUCAAGGUGUGGCGUGACGAUGCGGCGGAGAAUCUGGAGCUGCAGGCGGGCGCGGGGCUGUGCCGCAUGCGCCAGGAUCCGGCCCGGCCUCACCGCAUGGGCACCGGUGGGAAGGAGAACGCCCUCAAAGUCUGGGACCUGCAUCGCCCAGAGGAGCCCGUCUUCCGUGCCAAGAACGUCAGGAACGAUUGGCUCGACCUCCGCGUCCCCGUCUGGGACCGCGACCUCCAGUUCCUGCCAGGAUCCGACAAGGUGGUUACGUGCACCGCGCACUGCCAGGUGCGGCUCUACGACCCCAGCACCCCACAGCGGCGUCCGGUGCUGGAGACCACCUUCGGCGAGUCCCCGCUUACUGCGCUCUCCCUCGCGCCUGGAGCCAUCUCCGUCGUGGUGGGCAGCGCUCGUGGGGAGGUGGCCAUCAUCGACCUGCGCCAAGGGCGGGUGCUGAAGUGCCUGAAGGGCUUCGCGGGCAGCGUGCGGGGGCUGCAGUGCCACCCGUCCCUCCCCCUCGUGGCCUCCUGCGGCCUCGACCGUUUCCUUCGCGUCCAUGACCUGGACGACAAGCGGCUGCGCCACAAGGUCUAUCUGAAAUCCCGCCUGAACUGCCUGCUGCUGAGCAGCCACCAGGACUGGGAGGCCCAGGAAGCGCCGGCUGCGCCAGCUGAAGUGAAGGAGGAAGAGGAGGGCGACGCGCUCUGGGAUUCGAUGGAGACCAUCCCCACCCAGCCGCCGGACCCCAAGGCCGGCCGGGGCAAACGCGCCAAGAAGCGGAAGAGCUCUGGGCCGUGACCCCCCAAAACCUGACCCCAAACUGGACUGUGCCCCCUCGUUGAGGGGCGAGGAGGGGCUGCUCCCCCUCGGCUGUGGGUUUGCUGCUGUGCAGCACAUAAAGAUGCGCUCACCGCA
This is a messenger RNA of Cygnus olor (mute swan), 1358 nucleotides long. It is a transcript of the gene WDR74, whose product is annotated as WD repeat domain 74. The record is from RefSeq and is a predicted model, not a curated record. Lineage: Eukaryota; Metazoa; Chordata; Aves; Anseriformes; Anatidae. The coding region runs from base 132 to 1241 and encodes 369 amino acids. Gene Ontology annotation, molecular function: protein binding. Gene Ontology annotation, biological process: ribosomal large subunit biogenesis. The transcript is spliced from 11 exons. Gene Ontology annotation, cellular component: nucleolus; preribosome, large subunit precursor.